Messenger RNA from Cannabis sativa, 1867 nucleotides. RefSeq names its product probable polyamine transporter At3g13620. Lineage: Eukaryota; Viridiplantae; Streptophyta; Magnoliopsida; Rosales; Cannabaceae. Gene Ontology annotation, biological process: transmembrane transport. Gene Ontology annotation, cellular component: membrane. The record is from RefSeq and is a predicted model, not a curated record. The transcript has 2 exons. Gene Ontology annotation, molecular function: transmembrane transporter activity. Bases 213 to 1634 code for a protein of 473 amino acids.
AUCAUUGUCACAAACGUAUCGAAAGUUUGGUGAAAAUUUGACCCAUAAAACCAGGGAAAAUUUUGAGCCUUCUGAUAAGGGUGUAAUCUCUUCACUUCAGUUACAAUAAUUCAAUUUCAUUCAAACAAUUAUUUCUGGGUUCAAUUUUUAUUUUUUGGUGGCUGCCCAAGAACACUGUAAGAUUGAAAAGGACUGGUCCUACCCUGAUAACAAUGGAGUCCCAGAAUCCCAUUUCAGGUCAAGUGAAACCACACUCUGAUAAAAUUACAUCAGCAUUGCCAGUGUCCACACCAUCCAAUAAUGCAAUCUCAGUCUCAAAGAAACUAACUUUGAUACCUUUGAUCUUUCUAAUUUACUUUGAGGUUGCUGGUGGCCCUUAUGGUGAGGAGCCUGCUGUUCAAGCAGCCGGGCCCCUUUUCGCCAUACUCGGGUUUCUCAUAUUCCCUUUUAUCUGGAGUGUCCCUGAAGCACUCAUCACUGCUGAACUCUCUACUGCUUUCCCUGGAAAUGGUGGCUUUGUCAUUUGGGCUGAGAAAGCCUUUGGUCCUUUCUGGGGUUCCUUAAUGGGGACAUGGAAGUUCCUUAGUGGUGUCAUUAACAUAGCUGCAUUCCCUGUUCUUUGUGUCAAUUACUUGGAGAAGAUCAUUCCAGCUCUUGAGGCGGGUUGGCCUCGGUAUGUAGCUAUCUUGGUAUUCACUUUGUGUCUUUCUUUUCUUAACUAUACUGGCUUGACAAUUGUUGGUUAUGCUGCUGUGGUACUUGGUGUUGUUUCACUUUCACCAUUUGUGUUGAUGUCUUUGAUUGCUAUUCCUAAGAUUAAGCCUCAUAGAUGGAUUAGUUUAGGCCAAAAAGGAGUGAAAAGGGAUUGGAAUUUGUUUUUCAAUUGUUUGUUUUGGAACUUGAAUUUUUGGGAUAAUGUAAGUACUUUAGCAGGAGAAGUUGAAAACCCUCAAAAGAAUUUCCCUAUGGCUCUUUUGGUAGCUGUCAUUUUCACUUGCACUGCCUAUUUAAUACCUCUAAUUGCUGUGAUUGGAGCUGUUGAUGUUGAUCAAAGUAAAUGGGAAACCGGUUUUCAUGCUCAGGCUGCUGAAAUCAUAGCCGGUAAAUGGCUAAAAAUAUGGCUUGAAUUCGGUUCUGUUUUAUCAGCAAUUGGAUUAUUUGAAGCACAACUAAGCAGCAGUGCAUACCAAGUUCUUGGCAUGGCAAACAUAGGCAUUUUGCCCAAGCUAUGUGCCACUCGUUCGAAGAAGUUCAACACACCAUUCGUGGGCAUUGUUGUCUCCACACUAAUCGCUCUCGCCUUAUCCUACAUGAACUUCACCGUCAUAAUCUCAUCGGCGAAUUUCUUGUAUGCAUUGGGGAUGUUGUUGGAGUUUGCUUCCUUUGUUUGGCUAAGAAGAAAAAUGCCAACUUUGAAAAGACCUUAUAAAGUACCAAUGAAGAUACCUGGUUUGAUAAUCAUGUGUUUGGUUCCAUCAUCUUUUCUGAUAUUUGUUAUGAUUAUUGCUACCAAGACUGUGUUUUUAGUGAGUGGUGUUAUGACUGCAGCUGGAAUGGGAUGGUUCCUUUUGAUGAGAUUUUGCAAGUCAAAGAAGUUACUUAAAUUUAGUGAGACUGAUCAUGAAUUGAAUUAAUUAGUACUUAUUUAUUAUGGUAUUAAUUAAGGCUCUUUCUUCUCUUUGUAUUUUUAAUCUUAACUACUUAGUUUAAUUUCAAUAGUUGUUUGUCAUCAAUUUGUAUAAAGCAUUUAGGUUCUUGUUAGUUAUUACUAUGUAUGCAAUUUCCAUUAUUGUUUUGUAUUGAAAUGAUUGUAAUGGCAAUAUUUAAUCUUUCAUAGAAUAAUCUUAAUUGGUGAGCUUCAAAUAAA